AUGGUCAGCUGGGGGCCAUUGAGACUCCGCACCACCACCAACAAUAGGAAAUAUAAAGGAGUGUGGAAACUAUGGGAGAUGACGGCUGAGUCGAUUCUCGGGAGAGGUCGAACAAUUCAAGACGACCUCAAAGAAGAAGGAUUCUUGGUCGUCUACCCAUACGAUCGAGUCGUUUUCGUCCAAGGAAUGGCACCAAUGCCAAUCCAAUUCGUACAAAUCAAUAUAUGGUAA
Messenger RNA from Caenorhabditis remanei, 231 nucleotides. RefSeq lists its product as uncharacterized. The coding region runs from base 1 to 231 and encodes 76 amino acids. NCBI's taxonomy places the organism in Eukaryota, Metazoa, Nematoda, Chromadorea, Rhabditida, Rhabditidae. The record is from RefSeq and is a predicted model, not a curated record. The transcript has 2 exons.